Messenger RNA from Lontra canadensis (Northern American river otter), 1298 nucleotides. RefSeq names its product protocadherin alpha-5-like. NCBI's taxonomy places the organism in Eukaryota, Metazoa, Chordata, Mammalia, Carnivora, Mustelidae. The record is from RefSeq and is a predicted model, not a curated record. The transcript has a single exon. The annotation marks the transcript as partial. Gene Ontology annotation, biological process: homophilic cell-cell adhesion. Gene Ontology annotation, molecular function: calcium ion binding. Gene Ontology annotation, cellular component: plasma membrane.
GUGUUUUACUCUGCUGCUGAAGCUGAAAAGGUGAGCAAAUAAAAAAUUAUAGCAAAUUGGGAAUUAGGUUUCCAAAAGCUAUCCUUGUUGUAGUACAAUAGACAUUUGAAAAUUGCAACGUGUUUGCGAUGGUAUAUUCCCAGAGAAGUCCAGGUUCCCGGCGCCUGCUGCUCUCGCUUCUGCUCCUCACAGUCUUCUGCUCCGGGAGCGGCCAGGUCCACUACUCAGUCCUGGAGGAGGUCAAACACGGCACCUUCGUGGGCCGCAUCGCGCAAGACCUGGGGCUGGAGCUCGCGGAGCUGGUGCCACGCCUUUUCCGAGUGGCAUCCAAAGGUCAUAGAGACCUUCUGGAGGUAAAUCUGCAGAAUGGCAUUUUGUUUGUGAAUUCUCGGAUCGACCGGGAGGAGCUGUGUGGGCGGAGUCUGGAGUGCAGCAUCCACCUGGAGGUGAUCGUGGACAGGCCGCUGCAGGUUUUCCAUGUGGAGGUGGAGGUGAGGGACAUUAACGACAAUCCUCCAAGGUUCUUCCGAAAGGAACAAAGAUUAUUUAUUUUAGAGUCAAGAAUAGUGGAUUCCCGGUUUCCGCUAGAGGGCGCAUUUGAUAUGGAUGUCGGAGCAAACGCAGAAUUGAGAUACAAACUAAAUAGUAAUGAAUAUUUUGAUUUGGAUGUUAAAGCAAAUGAAGAAGAAACAAGCAUUUUAGAGCUAGUCUUAAAGAAAGCAGUAGAUCGGGAAGAAAUCCAGGAACAUCUUUUAUUACUGACUGCAACUGAUGGAGGAAAACCUGAACUAACAGGUACAGUUCAAUUAUUGAUCAACGUAUUGGAUGCGAAUGAUAAUGCCCCCAAAUUUGAUAAAUCAGUUUAUAAUAUCAGAUUAUUAGAAAAUGCACCAAAUGGGACAUUAGUUAUUAAACUGAACGCCUCGGAUGCAGAUGACGGCAUUAAUAAGGAAAUAGUAUAUCUCUUUAGUGAUCUUGUUCUUGAAAAUGUCAAAUCUAAAUUUAUAAUCGAUUCGAAUAGUGGGGAAAUAACAGUUAAGGGAGAACUGGAUUACGAAGACUGUAAUUUAUAUGAAAUUAAUAUUGAUGCUGUAGAUAGAAGUCCAUUCCCAUUAACUGGACACUGCAAAGUAAUAGUAAAACUCCUGGAUGAGAAUGAUAAUACCCCAGAGAUGGCCAUAACCUCCAUAUCUCUGCCAGUACAAGAAAACGCUUCAGUGGGAACUGUCAUCGCCCUUAUCAGCGUGUCCGACCGGGACUCCGGUCUCAAUGGGCAGGUGACCUGCACCCUGUCGCCC